This is a messenger RNA of Colletotrichum abscissum, 1596 nucleotides long. RefSeq lists its product as uncharacterized. The transcript has 4 exons. Gene Ontology annotation, cellular component: membrane. Lineage: Eukaryota; Fungi; Ascomycota; Sordariomycetes; Glomerellales; Glomerellaceae. Gene Ontology annotation, biological process: transmembrane transport; carbohydrate transport. The coding region runs from base 1 to 1596 and encodes 531 amino acids. The record is from RefSeq and is a predicted model, not a curated record. Gene Ontology annotation, molecular function: carbohydrate:proton symporter activity.
AUGGGUAUCAAGCCUGAGGGUGUCCCAGGCAAGGCCUGGCCGGCCAUUGCCAUUGGCUUCUUCGUCGCCUUUGGCGGUCUCCUCUUCGGAUAUGACACCGGUACCAUUAAUGGCAUCCUCGAGAUGUCCUACUGGCAACGCCUCUUCAGCACCGGCUACGUGAACACCGCCGGUAACAAGGACGUCUCGCCCGACCAGGAAUCCGCCAUCGUCUCCAUCCUCUCUGCCGGCACUUUCUUCGGUGCCCUGGCCUCCCCCUUCCUCGCUGAUACCAUCGGACGUCGCAUGGCCCUCGUCGCCUCGUGCUGGGUUUUCAACCUCGGUGUUGUUCUCCAGACCGUUGCUACUGCCAUUCCCCUUUUCCUGGCCGGUCGUUUCUUCGCCGGUUUCGGAGUCGGUCUGAUUUCCGCCCUGGUCCCCCUCUACCAAUCCGAGACCGCCCCCAAGUGGAUUCGUGGUGCCAUCGUCGGCGCCUACCAAUGGGCCAUCACCAUCGGUCUGCUCCUGGCUGCCAUCAUUAACAACGCAACGCACGCCCGCCAGGACACUGGAUCCUACCGCAUCCCCAUCGCCGUCCAGUUCGCCUGGUCUCUCAUCCUCUUCUUCGGCAUGCUUCUCUUGCCCGAGACGCCUCGCUUCCUCAUCAAGCAGGGCCACAUUGACCGCGCCACCAAGGCCUUGGCCAAGAUCCGCCGCCUUCCCGAGAACGAUGCCUACGUCGCCGAGGAGAUUGCCGAGAUCAAGGCCAACAACGACUACGAGGCCACCAUCGGCACCGGUAGCUACCUCGACUGCUUCAAGCCCCCCGUCCUCAAGCGCCAGUUCACCGGCUGCGCUCUCCAGGCGCUCCAGCAGCUGACCGGUAUCAACUUCAUCUUCUACUACGGAACGCAGUACUUCCAAAACUCUGGCUUCUCCAACGGUUUUGUCAUCGGUAUGAUCACCUCGUCCAUCAACGUCGCUUCGACUCUCCCCGGUAUGUGGGCCGUCGACCGCUGGGGACGUCGCCCCUUGCUUCUCUGGGGUGCCGUCGGCAUGUGCGUCUCGCAAUUCCUCGUCGCCAUGCUGGGAACCUUGACCACGGGCCAGGACGACGCCGGCAACAUUAUCGUGUACAACCUGCCCGCGCAAAAGGCCGCCAUCGCCUUUGUCUGCGUCUACAUCUUCUUCUUCGCCUCCACCUGGGGCCCGCUCGCGUGGGUUGUCAACGGUGAGAUCUUCGGCCUCAAGACCCGUGCCAAGUCUCUGUCUCUGUCGACCGCCACCAACUGGCUUCUCAACUGGGCCAUUGCCUACAGCACCCCCUACCUCGUCAACUACGGCGACGGCUACGCCAACCUGCAGUCCAAGAUCUUCUUCGUCUGGUUCGCGUGCUGCUUCGUCUGCAUCGCCUUCGUCUACUUCUUCAUCUACGAGACCAAGGGUCUUACCCUCGAGGAGGUCGAGGAGCUCUACGCCGAGGUCAGUGUCGCCAGCAAGUCGGUCGGCUGGAGACCCGCCACCAACUUCCGCGAGCGCCAGGCCGCCGAGGGCGACAAGGCGGUGCCCAACAGCGACGGUGACAUUACGCACCACGAGAAGACUGUUGGUGUUUAA